UAAAUAAAUUUGCUCAAACUUGUACAUUCAACUCUCUUACAGCCUUUCAAAACAAGCAAAAAAAAUGGAAGCUUUAACAGCUUCCUUAUUCCCUGCACUUCAGAAGUCAACUACUUCACUUAACAAACUUCAACAACUCACAAAACCGGUGUUGACCACUUCACCAUUCUCAAUAACUCGCAAAAACUUGCCAUCAAAAUCAAAACUUUACACAACCCUUUCAUCGUCAGCGGCAGCAACAACAGUUUCAGCUGAUGUUGAUGUUGAUGAGCUUGAAACUGGAGAGAAAUUUGACUGGUUUGCGCAGUGGUAUCCCGUGAUGCCAGUGUGUGACUUGGACAAGAGAGUGCCACAUGCUAAGAGGGUUUUGGGGCUUGAUGUGGUGGUGUGGUGGGAUAAGAAUGAGAGUGGAUGGAGAGUUUUUGACGACUCGUGUCCUCAUAGAUUGGCUCCUUUGUCAGAAGGGAGGAUCGAUCAGUGGGGCAGGUUGCAAUGUGUGUACCAUGGUUGGUGUUUCAACGGCUCUGGUGACUGUAAAUUCAUCCCCCAGGCUCCCCCUGAUGGCCCUCCGGUUCACACAUUCAAGAAAGCAUGUGUAAAUGCUUAUCCAAGCACUGUGCAGAAUGGUAUUGUGUGGUUUUGGCCAAACUCUGAACCACAAUACAAAGAUAUUCUGCUGAAGAAAAAACCUCCAAACAUGCCAGAAAUGGAUGACCCUUCAUACACCAAAUCAAUUGGAAAUAGAGACAUGCCUUACGGGUAUGAGGUCUUAAUUGAAAAUCUAAUGGACCCGGCUCAUGUGCCAUAUGCACAUUAUAAGAUAAUGAGAAUUCCACAAGCCAAAGACAGAGUUAAGGCUGAUAAAGAAGGAGGUGUGCCGAUUGAAAUGAGCGCACAAGGCUUAGGAAUAAGCGGUUUCACUUCAAAGCGUGCAUGGGGUGGUAGCAAAUUCAUCGCUCCUUGUGUUUAUUACGCUUUUCCUGAAGUUGUUACAGAUGAAGGUAGUGUACCUGAUGGAAGAAAUGGCUCAGCGUCACCAGCAGAAAACAAAAAAGAGCCUCCUGUGCAACGAAGGGUUGUUCUAAUCUUUAUCUGUGUUCCAGUUAGCCCAGGGAAAAGCAGAGUAAUAUGGUGCUUUCCAAGAAAUUUUGCAGUUUGGAUUGACCGAAUUUUUCCUAGAUGGAUAUUUCAUUUGAACCAAAAUCUUGUUCUUGAUUCAGAUUUGUACUUUCUUCAUUUGGAGGAGCGCAAGAUAAUGGCUGUAGGCCCUUCAAAUUGGCAAAAGGCUUGUUUUGUGCCAACAAAAUCCGAUGCCAAUGUGGUUGCUUUCAGAAAAUGGUUGAACAAGUACUCAGGUGGUCAAAUUAACUGGGGAGAUAAGUUCAAAUUCGAUCUUGCCCUUCCCCCCAUUCCCAAAGAGCAACUAAUGGAUAGGUACUGGUCUCAUGUGGUGAAUUGUCGCAGCUGUAGCGUGGCGCAUAAAGGUCUUGGUUUACUUGAGGUUGCACUGCAGGUCGUGUCCAUAAUUUCCAUAGGGGUCGUCGCUGCAACUAAGCACAAGAUGCCAGCAACUGCUAGGAUCACAUUGGUUUCCACGGCGAUACUUUGCUUUGCUGCUUCAAAAUGGCUGUCCCAUUUCAUUUACAAAAAUUUUCAUUUCCAUGAUUAUAACCAUGCCCUUGUUGAGUGAAACCAGUGUACCAUUAGAAGGUCUUUCAGUAGGACAAACGUAUAUGUAACCAUCCAAUCACGAGCUGACAUGAUGCGCACCUGUACACGAAACCAUUCAUAUUUGAUGGCCUAUUUGUGUAUAGUAUAUAAAAAGGCAAUACAAGUAUGCUCUUGACGCAAAA
Messenger RNA from Pistacia vera, 1853 nucleotides. Its product is annotated as protochlorophyllide-dependent translocon component 52, chloroplastic-like. The transcript has 7 exons. Lineage: Eukaryota; Viridiplantae; Streptophyta; Magnoliopsida; Sapindales; Anacardiaceae. Gene Ontology annotation, molecular function: 2 iron, 2 sulfur cluster binding; chlorophyllide a oxygenase activity. The record is from RefSeq and is a predicted model, not a curated record. Bases 65 to 1690 code for a protein of 541 amino acids.